AUGAAUUCUUUAAAAAUAUUUAACAGAAAAUCAAAAUUUUUUAGUACAAUAUCCCUUAAAAAAAAAUGGCAAAAUUUAAGUUCUUAUAUAACAAAUGAAAAUGAUUUAUCAUCCUGGAAAGAAUUGAAUACGAAAAUUUUUGAAGCAGAAAAUUUAAUACAAAAGCAAGAGAAUGAAAGUUUUAAAAAAAUUGAUUGGAAUGUUUGGAAUAAUAAAAUAAGCAAUAAAGAACUUUUAUCAUGUAUGAAAAAUUUUUAUGAUAAUCAAAUGAAAAUGCUAGAGGAAUUAGAAGAAAAUGAAGAAAAGGAAAAAAAAACAAACGAAAAUGAAGAAGAUAUAAUAUUUGAUGAAGCAUUAAAAAAUUGCAAAAAGUCAGAAGAAAAUUCUGAAAAACUUCUAGUAGAUGGUGCUAAAACAUUGUGGAUAAGUUUUCAUAAUCCUCCUGUAAGUAAUUUAGACAAUAAUGAAUGGAUAGAAAGUGAUAAGUACUGGCAAGCAUUUGUAGAAAAACAUUCAGUUUAUAAUUUGAAUAACAAAAGUUUAGAACCAGAAGAUGAAGAAAAUAUAAAUUUUGAAAAAAAUGAGUGGCAUAAAAAAACAACUAAAUUUAAUGAAAGAAGUGAUACACCAAUAUUAUAUGAUUAUAUGAUAAAUUUACCAUCAUGGGAAUAUUAUGAUAUUAAUAGAAGAAUUUUUCUUGAACAUUUAUUUUACUUUUUAUUAAGAACAGGAUUAAGUUAUAAACAUUUUCCUGAACUUUUCAGCUGGAAGUGGCAAACUCAUAUAGAGGAUUUACGAUUUCAAUUUUUAGAUGUUUCACAAAAAAGAAGAAGUGAAAUUCAGUUAUUAAAAUUAAAAAGAGAACAAGCUUUAGAAUUACAACCAAUUGAUUAUGAACAUAAUGGAGAAGAAUUUCAUUUAAAAUUAUUAAAUCAUCUAAAAGAUUAUCAGAAUUUACUUUUAUCUAGAUUAAUGUCAAAUUAUAUUUUUUUGUGUGAUCCUUUUAUUCCUGUACAAACAAAAGAAGCAUUAGAAAAUGUUUUAAAAUUACAUAAAGGAAAAUUGUAUAAACUCAAUAAUGAAGUAAAUUGUUUAUUUUUUUUACCUGAAAAUAAUGAUAAUAAGACUAAUUAUAAACCAUUUGAGGCGUUACAUAAUUUUUAUCAAUACCUACAAAGCAAAAAUAUUAAAUUGAAUCCUUCUUAUUCUGAAUUAUUAAAUAUAUUUACAGAAAUAUUACAAGAACGAGGGGAUUAUUGGUUAAACAUAUCUAAUGAAAAUAUUUCUGACUCUUUUUUAAGAAGAUAUAAUAAAGAUGAUUCUAUGUAUCCAAUCUUUGUAGAAUAUGUAACUCAAUUAAAAGAAGCUUUUUCUAAUAAAAUAGAAAUUCCAAUUGAAAUAUAUAAAAAAGAAAUUGAGAUUAUUGAGGAAAAAUACAAAGAUGAAUGCAUUUUUUUUGAUAACUUUUUGAAAGCUUUUUUAUCAGAUGAUAUUACAUCCCAUGAAAAACUGCCUGAUUUUAUUAAAUUGGAUGAAAGUCAAAUUAAGAAAUUAGUUGAUGAAGAAAACGUUGAAAUAGUUGAUUUGGAAAAAAAUGAAAAAAUUGUUGAACCUAAAAAAAUUGUAGAGUAUAUAAAAAACCAAGAAAUAGAAAAGCAAAAGAUUCAAGAAUUCGUUAAAUCGAUAAAUAUAUAG
Plasmodium relictum is the source of this 1695-nucleotide messenger RNA. RefSeq names its product conserved protein, unknown function. Lineage: Eukaryota; Apicomplexa; Aconoidasida; Haemosporida; Plasmodiidae. The transcript is spliced from 3 exons. Bases 1 to 1695 code for a protein of 564 amino acids. The record is from RefSeq and is a predicted model, not a curated record.